UCUCUAUACGUUUGGUUUGUAUUCCAGUGUUGGGCUGAUACGGAGUGCAUUCACGGUGGGAAAUGACUGGUAAAAUGCAUGUAGUCAUGCUUCCAUGGUCGGCCUUCGGCCACAUGAUUCCGUUUUUUCACCUUGCCAUCGCCAUAGCUAAAGCAGGAAUCCGAGUUUCACUGGUAUCUACUCCAAGGAACAUCCAGAGACUGCCUAAACCUCCACCAAAUUUGUCAUCUCUGAUAAAGUUCGUGGAACUUCCCUUUCCAGUAAUGGAGAAUGGGAGUAUCUUGCCUGAGGGUGCUGAGGCUACUGUUGAUAUGCCCUUUGAAAAAAUUCAGUACUUGAAGGCUGCUCUUGAUCUCCUUCAACACCCCUUCAAGCAGUAUGUUGCUGAUACUUCACCAGAUUGGAUAAUCAUCGAUUUCUUCUCGCAUUGGGUCAGUUCAAUUGCUCGAGAACAUGGGGUACCGCUCGUGUACUUCUCUGUUUUCUCGGCUUCCACACUUGCCUUCCUUGGGCCUGCUUAUUCCCUCGUUGGAGAUGGUCGAAGGAGACUUAGGCCAUCUCCGGAGAGUAUGACAUCACCACCGGAAUGGAUCAGUUUUCCAUCUUCAGUGGCUUUUAAGGGCUAUGAGGCAAAAGCCGUCUAUUCCGGCUUCUUUACUGAUAACGCUUCUGGAACAACUGAUGCUGCAAGGUAUGUCGAGAUCAUUAAUUCAUGUCAAGCCGUGGCUGUGCGUAGUUGUGUGGAGUAUGAAGGUGAAUACCUGAAUUUACUUGGAAAUCUCAUGGGCAAGCCGGUGAUUCCUGUGGGUUUGCUCCCGCCGGAAAAGCCAGAAGGGAGAGAAAUUCAAAUCAAUGAUGGGUCAUGGGGGGAGAACUUCAAAUGGCUUAAUGAACAAAAGCCCAAGUCAGUUGUGUUUGUAGGGUUUGGGAGUGAGUGUAAGUUGACAAAAGACCAAGUUCAUGAGAUAGCUUAUGGGCUAGAGCUAUCCGAAUUGCCAUUUCUGUGGGCACUCAGAAAACCCAACUGGGCUAUUGAAGAUGCCGAUGCCCUACCUUCCGGUUUCAGUGACCGGACCUCCGGCAGGGGGAUGGUGUGUAUGGGAUGGGCACCACAGAUGGAGAUUCUAGAACACCCAUCAAUCGGAGGUUCAUUGUUUCAUUCUGGGUGGGGUUCAGUGAUAGAAACCCUUCAAUUUGCGCACUGUCUUGUUGUAUUGCCCAUCAUUAUUGACCAAGGUUUGAAUGCAAGGCUGCUUGUGGAGAAGGGUUUGGCUGUGGAAGUAGAGAGAAGAGAAGACGGAACCUUUAGCAGGGAAGACAUAACCAAGUCUUUGAGACUUGCCAUGGUGUCCGAGGAAGGGGAGAAGCUGAGGAUCCAUGCAAAAGGGGCAGCUGCCAUAUUUGGCGACCCGAAGCUCCAUCAGGAUCACUAUAUAGGAGGGUUUGUUGAGUAUCUGAAAAAUGGAAUUGCAAAGCAGAAGUGAUAUGUCUCAUGCAGUACUAGUGAGAAGAUUAAAGUGUACCAUGUUCAUUAGAUUUAUUCACUCAACAGCAACAUGGUAACCAUCAAUCUGAUUGUCAUUAGCUUUAUGACAACCAUAAAGUUCUGGACAUUAUAUUAAAGGUUUCUGUCGGUGGAGGAUAUGAAUGAAUACCUACUAGAUGAAAAGUAAA
Molecule: messenger RNA, 1674 nt
Organism: Vitis vinifera (wine grape)
Lineage: Eukaryota; Viridiplantae; Streptophyta; Magnoliopsida; Vitales; Vitaceae
Product: putative UDP-rhamnose:rhamnosyltransferase 1
Exons: 1
Coding region: 63-1484 (473 amino acids)
Molecular function (GO): UDP-glycosyltransferase activity
Source: RefSeq, a predicted model, not a curated record